Aspergillus fumigatus Af293 is the source of this 462-nucleotide messenger RNA. RefSeq lists its product as uncharacterized. The transcript has a single exon. NCBI's taxonomy places the organism in Eukaryota, Fungi, Ascomycota, Eurotiomycetes, Eurotiales, Aspergillaceae. Bases 1 to 462 code for a protein of 153 amino acids. The record is from RefSeq and is a predicted model, not a curated record.
AUGGGUAAUCUCUGCUCCACCUCCAAAAACGAAGCCGAACCCUUCUCCCGCCCCGGCCGCGUCCUCGGCUCAGCCGCCAAUCCCCCGCCGAACGCCGCCCCGCGCGCCCCGCUCCCCGCGAAAUCAAAAGCGCCGUUCAAAUCACCGGGGAGAUCACUAGGCGAGGCUGCGCCGGAGGUUCCAGGUGCGGAGAGGGCCGAUGCGCGGACGAAUGCUGCGAUUGCGGCGCAGGUAAGUGACACUGUGGAGCGAAGCGGAGCUGCUCUUGUAUGUGGUCGCUGGCUAACUGGAGAGUGCCAGAAACGAGCCGAGUCGGCGGCGAAGGCCCAAAAAGGUAAAUUAGGGUCGAAACUGGCGGCGCAAAAAGCUCAGACGCAGGCGAAAACCUUGAGUGAAGUGAGUAGGGAGCAGAUUUCUGCUAGGCAUAUGGAUGAGUCGAGUGAGGCGAGGAGGUGGAAUUGA